GCGGCACCGGCCAACGGUGCAUCCGACAGCAUUUUGCCAGUCAAGUCACUUGCAUUCUGCCUUAAGUUCGCUCCUCCUCGGCCAGGGAACUGAAGACCAGCCGAACGAUGUCGUCAGGUUAUCAACGCUAUCAGCGCUGUCACACGCUUACGCGCCCCUCGUUGGCAUAGCAGCGCUUGAGAAAUGGCUCAGCAGAGUGGCAUCUGCCAAGGGAUCCUCGAGACAUCACCUCACCCACUCUCAUUUAUCAUUGCGAGCGAAAGCGCAGUCUUUGCCGUCAUUACGUCAUUUUCACCGCCGACGGCGAAAGCGAACACCUUGAAGCGCCUAGUGCGCAUCCGUGAAUUAUCCUGCAUUUUGCCAGUCGAUCCGAGCUCACCAUGAUGCACGAGUCGGUCGAAAAGUACGCGUACAACUGGAAGUCAGACCCGACCGUGGACGUCACGACUUCGCCCUCCUCUACGCCACCAUCGCCCCCUCCAACGCAGAAGCCUCAUAAGUGUCCACAUCGAGGUUGCGGCCGUCAGUUCAACCGGAAAUACACGCUGGUGGAGCACAUGAAGACCCACACAGGCGAGAAACCACACGUGUGUCCUGUUCGCUCCUGCAGCAAACGUUUCAGCACGUCGGGCAACCUGUCGCGGCACAAGCGCCUGCAUGGUGUCAUCAAGCCGCUCGAGUGUCCCGUCGAGGGCUGCUACUGCACGUUUCCGAGCGACAAUAAGCUCGACAAGCACAUGCAGUUCCAUCUCGGCAGCCCCGUGCACGUAUGUACCAUCGGUACCUGUGGCAAAACGUUCAGCACCACAGGUAACCUGAACCGCCACGUAAAACACCACCACCCGAACGAGACGCUGCGUCCGCUUCCGCCCAAACAACCCAACGCUCCGUUGAUGAUCCAACCACCUCAGCAGCUCCACAUUAACAUCCCGUCGGGGCAACAGGUACAGCAAUAUCCCGUGGACAUGUCAUACCAGUUUCCGAGCCCGCGUGUCGUUCCCAUGAAGCGGAUGCUGGACGUCGCCCCGCCGUCCUUCGCUCCGGGCGUAGCACAGCAAUAUUACGGAGGUAGCACGACCCGGUGGAGCGGAUCAACUCCAGCGCAGGUCGUACCGUCUCAGUUACCGUCUCCCAUGGGGGUCACACCCAGAGGCACUCGUAACCCCGGCAUCGCCGACGUGCUUUCUUCUAUCUUCGACGAGAUGGAAUACGCCUCCGCUGAUCCAGAGAAGCCGUUGCUGGCACCACCACUGCAGCCGCAGAACCUGUUGGACGACAUGGUAAACUUCCACGUCGCCCACAUUGAGCUUUGAAAAGACAUAUCAUGAGUCAAUAGGAGGAAUAAGUUAAUGAACGGAUACGAUUGUGGAUACCUGUUCGUGUCAUCUCAAUAUCUCGUCAUGAAAAAAAUAAGAGCAUCGGGAUCUUGUAAAAUCUCGCGUUAUCAAUCCCAUACGAUAUUUUCGCUAGUAUGCCUGAGUGCAUUUUGAAGCAUUGGCACAGCACGGAAUGAAAACUCGAGCAGUGAAAAUGACGAGGACAAACCUCGAAGUUGCUGGCAAUCCACUUCAUUAACUUAAAUUUACUACUGUAGUUUCGAACAUCUAAUACUCGGACACUUUUGCUUUACGACAAGUGGGAGACAUGGAAGUUGAUCAUAUCGUCGAGGAUACUGAUCUUGCCGUGAUUUUCGGAGCUCU
This is a messenger RNA of Phytophthora nicotianae INRA-310, 1700 nucleotides long. RefSeq lists its product as hypothetical. Gene Ontology annotation, cellular component: transcription regulator complex; PcG protein complex. The record is from RefSeq and is a predicted model, not a curated record. The transcript has a single exon. Gene Ontology annotation, biological process: regulation of transcription by RNA polymerase II. Gene Ontology annotation, molecular function: DNA-binding transcription factor activity, RNA polymerase II-specific; RNA polymerase II cis-regulatory region sequence-specific DNA binding. Lineage: Eukaryota; Oomycota; Peronosporomycetes; Peronosporales; Peronosporaceae. The coding region runs from base 381 to 1313 and encodes 310 amino acids.